ACAGUCAGAGUAUCAGAUAUGCCCAUGACUACUCACACAGUUAACUAGUAGUUUAAAAGGACCACGCUAGAGUACAGAGUGCUGAAUUACUUUUAACUCUUAUUCAUUAUGGAUAAUAUUAAAGACGGCUGGUUCACUGAGACGUGCACGUUAUGGCCUGGUCAAGCGAUGAGUCUUCAGGUAGAAGAGAUUCUCUAUCAGAAAAAGUCCAAAUUUCAGGAUGUGAUGGUGUUUAAAAGUAAGACCUAUGGAAAUGUUCUCGUGUUGGAUGGCGUGAUCCAGUGCACAGAACGAGAUGAGUUUUCCUACCAAGAAAUGAUCGCCAACCUCCCGUUGUGCUGCCACCCUUGCCCUAAGAAGGUUCUGAUCAUUGGUGGAGGAGACGGCGGGGUGCUGAGGGAAGUCGUGAAGCAUCCGAUGGUCGAGUCUGUAGUUCAGUGUGAGAUCGAUGAGGAUGUCAUUAAUGUUUCGAAAAAGUACCUCCCUGGAAUGGCAAAGGGAUUUUUUAGCCCCAAGUUGACUCUGAAUGUUGGAGAUGGUUUUGAGUUCAUGAAGACGAAUCAGGAUGCUUUCGAUGUCAUCAUUACGGAUUCCUCAGACCCUGUUGGUCCAGCAGAAAGCCUGUUCAAAGAAUCCUACUACCAACUGAUGAAAACGGCACUACGUGAGGGGGGAAUUCUUUGCUGUCAAGGAGAGUGUCAGUGGCUGCACUUGGAGCUGAUCAAAGAAAUGCGCGUCUUCUGCAAGUCGCUCUUCCCUGUUGUGGACUACGCUUACUGCACCAUCCCUACGUACCCGAGCGGACAGAUCGGCUUCAUGCUCUGCAGUAAAAACCCGGAAAUAAAUUUUCGUGAGCCAAGGAGGGAGUUGACGAGCGAUGAGAUUGAGAGCAUGGACCUUAGAUAUUACAACCCUGAAAUCCACAGAGCUGCUUUUGUUCUACCUGAAUUUGCCAGAAAGGUUCUAAGUACAGUGUAACUGGAUUCUUGGCUGCCAUCUUGUCUUAACGCUGCUUUGUGAAAUCAGGGCGAAGCCGUUAGUGCAACGUGUGUGUGUGUGUGUGUUUUGUUUACUGCCUUUCCUCGUCAUGUCAUGAAAAGGGAAUUUAUGUGCAUUUUGCACACUUCGAGCUCCUAAAGACUUCCUGCUUUUUAUUUAUUUGCUUUUUGUCGCUUUCUCAUAUCCGUGUUCAGUUACCGAACUUUCUCAUCACACGUUACAUGUUCUACAUGACAUACGAUAUGACGGUCAUAACAAGGUCAAUGCAAACAUCGUCUUAUUUUGUCUUACAUUCCACUGCGGCUCUGUCCUGAGCUUUUCAUCUCCGUUUUGCUGACAUGGCGAUCAACUUGAAGACGCAGCGUUCGAGUUUGUUGGCUGUUGAAACAGGACAUGAACUUUUGUUAAAGAUUUUUAGUAAACUGAGAGGUUGUAGCUUGAUGGCUAAUUAAUCCAUAGAAACAAAUGUUAACAAACUUUAAAAUGCUACUAAUAAAGUUAGCUAAUACAAAUUAACAUCAAGGAAAAACGGUUUCAAGUAAAUAUGCAUCAUUAUGAAUUA
Messenger RNA from Tachysurus fulvidraco (yellow catfish), 1561 nucleotides. RefSeq names its product spermidine synthase (gene srm). The coding region runs from base 109 to 978 and encodes 289 amino acids. The record is from RefSeq and is a predicted model, not a curated record. The transcript is spliced from 8 exons. Gene Ontology annotation, cellular component: cytosol. NCBI's taxonomy places the organism in Eukaryota, Metazoa, Chordata, Actinopteri, Siluriformes, Bagridae. Gene Ontology annotation, molecular function: spermidine synthase activity. Gene Ontology annotation, biological process: spermidine biosynthetic process.